Messenger RNA from Acanthopagrus latus (yellowfin seabream), 5220 nucleotides. RefSeq names its product cytochrome b561 domain-containing protein 1 (gene cyb561d1). The transcript has 4 exons. The record is from RefSeq and is a predicted model, not a curated record. Lineage: Eukaryota; Metazoa; Chordata; Actinopteri; Spariformes; Sparidae. Gene Ontology annotation, molecular function: transmembrane monodehydroascorbate reductase activity. The coding region runs from base 1849 to 2550 and encodes 233 amino acids.
AUAUUUCUAACAUGCAAAAUGAUACUAUAUGGAAGCCCCAGUAGCAAGUGAGAAAAAAAUCCCCUGAUCAGUGUUCUAACUCUGAUCAAAUUGUUUUCUCUCCUGUUAAGUCUCCUGUUGACUUAAGAAUACAUGGAAAAAUAUGUUUUGCUUCUUCAGUUCUAGGAUUUAAAUUAUGUUUUUAUCUUUUUUUUUUUAAUUUAUAAACAUGUGGUAGGCCCAACAAAACCUUAUGAUGGGCAUCAUCUCGGCCAAGACUGACCCAGGAUGUUAGGAUAAUGGUACAUGAACUUGGAUUUCUAUAUCUCUUUUCCAGUCCACCGUCAAGUUUUGUGAAGUUGUGGUGUCUAUAGUGAACAGCUCCUUGCUGAAUUGCCGUUUGAACACCAUUAUUUUAAAAAAAUAUAUGUAAAACCCCACAAUACAUCAUCUGAGUAUUGCAGCUUUGACAAGCUUAAAAUGAAUGAACAUUAAAAUAAAUUAAGGAAUAUGUUGAACAUCAGAAUCGAGAUUUUUUGUUUUGUUUAUAACCAUACAACUAUGACAUGAUAUUUAUUACAGAAAUGAGAACUGAUUAAUAAUGCUUUUAAUGUCAUAAUCAUAGACGCAGGCCAUACAUGAUACAAAUGUACAAUUCAAAAUAGGCCAGCUAUCUUAACGUAAACAAAACUCUGGCCUCCUUUACAUUGAAAAUGUAGUGGCAAAUACGUGUUCUUUCAAACACUUUUCAAGUUCUUGUUCGCAGUUACAUUGCAGCUCUGUUGAAAUGGUGUCUGUAGUCAAGGGGUGCCCAGACGGAUUUCUGGGCGGGGGCGAACACCUCUUGAACUCCAGGCUGGAUGCUAAAUGGUGCGCAUCCCCAUUUCCUAGUGGACUGACUUCCUGUGACACUACUCGGCUUACAUUAUGCAACAUAAUGCAUACUUGAAGAUCCUACAUGUUUACCGAACAUUUCUACCCCAAAUAAAUAAAACUGUGUACAUGGUGAUUUUUUUCCCCCUUAUUUUUCUGGCAAGCGAAAUGUGCAGGCUACAUUUAACCCAAUGGCGAACCAGCCUUGGCCUACGAGCUUCACUACCGGCAGCCCCGUCUUAUUGUAUGCCCCUCUCCUAAUAAAUGAUCAUAUGUUUCACACUUGGAUAAAUCUUUUCGAUAGUCUUGAGCAAACUGAAGAGGUAAGCAAACGGCUUGGCAGACAAGCGGCGACUCAACUGAAAAAAAACGGAAACAAGAGUGAAGCAUCUCACUUUUGUCAUUCUCUUUGGUUUCGAACGUCAAACCAGGAAGUGAAACAAAAACAAGCCAUCAGCAGAGACAGCCGCGUAUUAACAGCCUUCAAUUCAAUUAAAAAAACUUUAUUUGUCCCCCGGGGACAAAUUAAGCAUGCGUUUUUCUGUGCCAUUCACACGAAUGCGGCAGCUCAGAAGGUGGACAUGUUCAGGCCAAUAACCUUCCAGCUGACAGUAAAAGACCGACCUUUGUCAGGCCUGAGACCGCAUAGUCUCCGCUCCCGAUGCCGCUCUUUUUGCAUUUAUUGCACCGACCUGCCUGGUUUUUAAUCCGUUCGCAGGCCACAUUGGCCCGCUGUAAUUGUUCAGUCAAUUCGUCGAGAACCGUGAAUACAAGUGGAAGUUAGUUGACUUUUCCUCUCAAAACAUACCUUUUCAAACGAAUACACAUAUUAAGUUUUAGCGUAAGGCUGUAUCCGUUUCACAAUUCUGCCACUGUCACUUAAUGAUUAUGGAGCUCGUGCGGUGCUCCGGCGGAACACGCGCCGUGUCAGUCCGUCUCAGCGCACCUGUUCCACCCUCCGGAGUCGGCAGGUAGCCGGGCAGGUGGCUCAGCGGCAUGCGGUCUGAUGUGGAGUACUGCCCGGUGGGAGAGGGGCUGGGGAUGCGGGACUACUGGCUCUAUGUGUGGCUGCGGAGGGCGGCGGUGAUAGCUGCUCAUGUCACCGGUGUGGGCCUGACCCUCAUCCUCUCCCUGCUGUCCAGACCCGGAACCAGUCUGUUUUCUUGGCAUCCAGUGUGUAUGUCAGUCGCAUACUGCCUGUGUAUGACAGAAGGCAUCCUAGUCUUCUCAGCUGAAGGAUCCCUCUUCUGCUUUAAAUCUCGGAAGGGUAAAGUCCGUCUCCACUGGUUCUGUCAGGCCCUGGUGCUGAUAGCUGCAGCCACUGGGCUGGGCUUCAUGGUGGCCAGCAAGAAUGUGUCAGAGCGCCCCCACUUGGUCACCUGGCACAGCUUGUUGGGUACCUGCACAUUGGCUGCCACAAUGCUCCAAGCGGCUUGCGGUGUCUGCGUGAUCUUCCCUAAGCUUCUGCGUCUCUCCUCCACUCUGCCGAGGCUGAAGCUGUACCACGCCACCUGUGGUCUGGUGGUAUACCUGCUAGCCACAGUGACCGUGGUGUCAGCCAUGUUCUCAGACUGGUUCCAGGCCACGGUGAAAGGGGUUGCUUGGUGGGCCUUUCUCCUGCUGCCCUUCUUCCCCGCCCUGGUGGUGAUGAACCAGAUCACCAAUGCCUACCUGCCUCGUAAGAAGAUCAGCAGCUGAAACACACAUAGCAGGAGGCAGAUUCACUUCUGUAGCCCAUAGAGUCAAAUGAAAGUCCUACACCAAAGCAGCCUUUGAAGGCAAAAUAAGAAAGCAAAGAGCUUCACACAUUGGUUGUCCUAUAGACAGUAGAAGAAACAUGUUCAGAAAACAUUGGUACAAUCUUAUGAUCCUUAUUCCAUAACAGUGUGGAUGCUGCGUCAAACAGAAUAGCCAUAAUUUGCUAAUCCUUUUUUGACUUAUAUGAUAUAUUUGAUGUUUGACCUAAUCAGCUUUAUUGAUUUUUGUAAAUAUCUGCUUAUUCUGAAUUGAUACAGGCUACAGGUUUCAAACAAGUUGAGAGAGGACUAUGAAUGGGCCACCCUAAGCAGGACUUGGUUUCUGGGCUCAGAAACAUUUUUGUUCUGUUUUCAGUUUGUUUUAAAAUGAUCACAUUCUGUUUUUAUGUAGAACUUUAACACAGCAUCCCCACUCUUUUGGAAUCAGGGUUGUACCCCACAGACAUCUGAAGAGAAGUUUUGAAAUCUGGAAUUUAGUUGUAUUGUUUGUCAAGCUGGAGCCAGAAAAGUCUUCUUCUGCAGUAUCUGGGCAAAGCUGAGGUUGUGAACAUCUGAUACAGAUCAUUUGAUCUCAUUAAUGAUCAAUUUGCACUCUCAAAUUGAAUUGGUCCGCACACAGAUUUUUUAAUUUCUCCAGUGAAGUUAUUGUGAUUGUUAUUCGGGACUAAAGCUAUCAUAUCGCAUAGAAAAACCAGAGCAUUAGCAAGUUGCUAGUAGCUGUAGAUGGUCUUCCAUUUGAUAAAAUAAAGGAAUGAAAAAAGUCAUUUUAGGGUUCAAAAUGCCCAAAGUCAAAAAUUGGAUGGUAUGCAUAAAAAAAAGUUUCCCCUGACUCUUGGAUACUGUUCAGCAUAGUUUCUGAGAGCCCGCACCUGGCGGUCAGUAGAAGAACUGUAGCUUGAAACAUUACAAAUUCACCAUCGUCCAGCAACUGCUGGAAAAGCAAGCCAUUUUCAAAUUCAGUGACACUUUGCACAAUAAUAUGGACUAACAUGUCAAAUAUAGACACACAUGAAACACAGGACACAACAGGGUAUGUUAUCCUGACAGAGCUACUGGAGGCAAUUGCACAGGUGGAGCCUGUGGAUGCCUUUGAACUUCCUCCGUCUGUUGCCUCUCUAGGGGAGUAUUUGCACUACAUAGGCAAAAGUCAAAGAACAUGCAUGUUGACUGGUUUCUGAAGGGAUGCUUUGUCACCCCUGCUGCUCUUUGUGAAAGGACACAGCUUCAGUGAUGACAGUGUUUUUGAGGAUUAUAUACCAGCCUGUCCAUUUUAAAUCAUUUAUCCAUUAAUGAUGUUUUUGUGGUGUGUCUGUCUGACUGCUUAACUUACAUCAGUCCAUAUUUUAAUAUCAACACUGAUCCAAAUGAAGCAGCAUUAUGUGAAAGAGGUCACUUAUGUGUAUCUGAUGGUGCUGUGUUGGUGUUGUUCCUGGAACAUCAUUUGUAUUUAUGAACCAGCCUAGAAAUCCUCACCGAGAGAUGUGAAAUCAUUGAGUAGAUUAAGUAUAGGACUUCCACUCAUGAGAUCAAGGUUCAUGUUGCGUAUGGAACACACUCAUUUAACACAAAGUUCAGUUUUUUUGUUUGUUUGUUUGUUUGUUUGUUUUCAGGUUUCAUUCAGUAUUUUGUUGCUUUGGUCAGGUUUAAUGGAAAAAAAAAUGCUUGGUUUAGGAAAACAUUUUGGGGUUAAAAUAGAACCUUCUGCAUUCUAUUCCCACCAGUUGUUAAUCUGUGAUUGUACAAUAAUGUGAUUGAUUAGUUUCAGUGCUGGAGUAACAGUAGCAGAUCAUGCGCUGUCACUCACAGUCCAAUAGAGAAUUAUAACCCAGCCAUGUAUUAUGGCUGAUUGAAAAACACACCUUUUCAUUUUUAUCAGGGAUUAGAAUGAUUUAUUAGAUUGGUGAACAUUGGAAAGUUACCAUUAUCUUUAUCAUUGGUGUUAACAAUUGUUUUUUCUUACUGAGGCCUCAUUUGAUGGCAAAAUUACUAUCAUUGAUAACCCAACAAUGACACUUAUGUGAAAAGCUGCAUGUGGCACCUCUGGUUCAUGAGCUGGUAAUUUUCGUCAGUGUGGGCAUGUGACCCUUUUCUGUCUUGAAAGUGGCUGUUUGUGAGUCACGUUCUUUGUGUUAAACCCAAUCACCAGAAUAAUUGUUAGAUUAGUAUUCUUUUGCAACACCACAGUUAAGAUAAAUCUCAAAGUUUCUUCAUGUUUCAAACCUAUGUUUGUUAAGGUAACAUUUUCUACUGAACACUCCGCUUAGGUUGAAGCACAAAAAAUGCUUGGUUAGGUUUAGGGUUUGGCUUAAAAUUGCUUGUUUUGCUCACCAUAAAAUGGCUGAAACUUUUGGCAGGUCUCUUUCAAAAAACAUUCGACUUUGUCGCUACAAAUACGGCUGGUGACGAUCCACCUUCACAUGAAAAAUAGUGGGUCACCCGUUCACAGCCACAGUUCUGGCUUGUUAUACCUCCACCAUCACCACGUGUGAAAGUCAGCUAAUAAGCAUAUGAUGUGAAUGGGACUUACCACAUUUGGUACAAAUGUCAACCUUGGACUUAACCAUGGUUUGCUGAAAUGUUAACUGCUAACAUUAAAUCCAGGUCACUGCGC